AUCAAAUAUAACAAUGGCUAUAUGCUAAUUUUGCAGGAGGAAGAUAGAUGAGGAUAAGAUAAUGUUGCAUGAAAUGUAUUGUGAAAGAAAUUGCAUAAAGUGCACCAGAUGUGGGUUAAUGUAUGAUCAAAAUGAUCCAGAAUCACACGAAGAAGAAUUUCAUAAAUUACAACAAUGUCCUCAUUGUAAACUUGAGUUCUAAGGUGUCUCCUAUAUAUUUAUAUUAUAGAUCUAAACAAACACUAGUGUUAAGAAGUGCCAAUAAUUUGUAUUUAUUGUAAAUUGGAAAUUCCUUAAAGAUCAUUUACAACACAUGAAAUGCAAUGUGGCAGCAGAACAGAAAAAUGUGAAUUAUGCAAACAAUAUGUCAAAAUGAGUGAAUUUUAAAUUCAUCAAACAAUCUGUGUUUAAAAGAAAUUUGAUAAGUUAGGAAGAGGAGAAAUACUAGAUGACUUUCCAUCUCUCUAAGAAGUGAAGCAAGCCAUAGUACCCCCCAGUUUCGAUGACCAAUACAAGCAAAGAUAAACUUAAUAGAAAUAAGCUUAUCACAAAGUAUAAACUCAAUAACCCAUUGAAUCUAACAAUGUUCCUGUCAAAUCAUAAAAAAAUGAAUCUCCUUAUGACUAAUAAUACGGUAUACUAGAUAGAAGAGGAGAAUAGAGUAAAAAUGUUCCCACAAAUUAUCAAAAAGAUGCUAAUUAUUAUAAUUAUAAUUAUAAUAACUAAACUAAUCCAAUCCCAGAUAAUUCCAGAAACAAAGAGCCUUAUGUUCCUGAUCAAAAGUAUAAUCAAGGAAUUAAAAAUAACUAAUCAUUAAGAUCCACAACUUAAGAAGUUAAAUAGCAAUAUGAUAGAAAUUAAAAUCCUGACUAACAAUUUGGAAAUAGGUAAUAUAAUGUGCCUAAAUUUGAUGAAAAAUAGGAAAGAGAUAGAAAAUACUUACAAGAUAAUCAAAUUUAACAAAGACCUAACUAAUACAUUAAUAAUACUUAGGAAGUUACUUCUUAAAAUGAUUCAAAAUCAACUUAAUACUCUAAUAAUUUUAAGCAACCUUCAAAUAAUCCACAAUAGAAUUCAAAAUUUUCUACCUAAUCUUAAAAUCCUCAAAAGUAUUAAUAGGAACGAAGUAUUCAAGAUGGCUAUGAUAGCAGAUUCCCAAAUACUCAAGACAGAAACAGCAAUGAUAUGUAUUAGAAGAAUGUAUACGGUUAAAAAUAUGGUACAACUUAAACAUAAUAAAUUUCUAAAACUUAUUAACCAUAAGUAUAACCGCCCUAUCUAAAUUCAAACUAAACCAAUAAAUAUCAAACUUCUUAUUUAGAAGAUAAUAAAGCUUUGAAUCGUCCUGUGCAAUAAGAACGACCUGAUGUAGGUUUAAAUAGUAGAGAUUCAAGAUAAAUAUAGAAUUAACGAGCACCUGUUGUUUCAAAACCAUAAGAUAUUUAAGAAAGAAAAUAAGACAAAACGAACUUUGCUCCUCCUCCUCAACAUCCUUAAUAAUAGUAAGCUAAUCAAUUUUCAUAUUAGCGAAAUUUAGAUGCUCAUCAAGAAGCAUCAUAUUCAAAAUCCUCAUCCUAUCAGAAACAAUCAGAAUAUUAACAGAAAUAUAAUGAAGUCUCAUAAAAACCCUCCUAUGAUCCUAAACCAAAACCUUAAGAUUAUCAACAAUAAAGAUAAUUUAAGCCAAAUUAAAAUGAAGGUAACAAUCAUUAAUUCGGUAAAAUAUUUGAUGAUAAACCUGAAAAUUAUUCUCCGAAUGAUAAUAGUAUAAUUGCCAAAAAAUUAUAAGAAUCAUUAUAUGCUGAUGACCUACAAAUGACACAAUCUUAAAUUAUGGAAUAACAAUAAAUUUAUUAAUCAUUAGAAGAGAAUGCCAAAAAAUCAAGAACUGGAUAAAAUAGGCCACAUGAAUAUGAGCACAGAAUAGAUCGUAAUGCUUAGAUGGUUAUGCCUAAUGAAUUUGAUUUUCUAACAGAAGAGGAAAAACUAAUUCAAAAAUAGUUACUUGAAAGUCUUGAAUUAUAAAAAAAAAGAAGAUGA
This is a messenger RNA of Paramecium octaurelia, 2040 nucleotides long. The record is from the annotation of a GenBank genome assembly. Lineage: Eukaryota; Ciliophora; Oligohymenophorea; Peniculida; Parameciidae.